Molecule: messenger RNA, 1309 nt
Organism: Nicotiana attenuata
Lineage: Eukaryota; Viridiplantae; Streptophyta; Magnoliopsida; Solanales; Solanaceae
Product: single-stranded DNA-binding protein WHY1, chloroplastic-like
Exons: 7
Coding region: 197-1009 (270 amino acids)
Biological process (GO): defense response; regulation of DNA-templated transcription
Molecular function (GO): single-stranded DNA binding
Source: RefSeq, a predicted model, not a curated record
UUCCCUCAAAAUGGCAGCUUGAACACUACUACUAGGUGAUACAAAACUUCCCCCUUUCCCCAGCAGUAAACUGAAAGCCUGCUCCAAGUCCAAGAACAGGUCUUUCCAAUUCCCAGUUUCCAUUCUUGGGCAGCAAAAUCCCUCGUAAACAUUAAACCUUUGUCACCCUUAGGCAAAAUCUUUUUCUUGAGAAGCCAUGUUAAACCUUUCUCUUUCUCCUGCAGGAUUUAGUGUUAAAUUACAAAACCCUACUAAAACCUCCUCCCCUUAUCCCUAUCACCAUCAACCUCUCUCUUUUUCUUCCUCCUUCAAUAAUACCAUUCUAAUUAGCCCCUUAAAUUCCAACACAAAAAGCUCAAAAGCCUUUCCCAGAAACCUUUCCUUAACAUGCCGCCAUUCUGAACACUUUGAACCUCAACAGCAACAACAGCUGCAGCAGGGGGCAUCUACGCCUAAGGUUUAUGUUGGAUACUCAAUAUACAAAGGGAAGGCAGCUCUCACUGUCGACCCUCGGCCUCCAGAGUUCUCACCUUUAGACUCAGGGGCCUUCAAGCUGUCAAGAGAGGGUUUCGUGCUGCUUCAGUUUGCACCUGCUGCUGGUGUUCGCCAAUAUGAUUGGGGUAGAAAGCAGGUCUUCUCAUUGUCUGUGACUGAAAUGGGAUCUCUUAUCAGCCUUGGGGCAAAAGAUUCAUGUGAAUUUUUCCACGAUCCAAACAAAGGAAGAAGUGAUGAAGGUAAAGUCAGGAAGGUGUUGAAGGUUGAGCCACUUCCGGAUGGCUCUGGUCACUUCUUUAAUCUCAGUGUUCAGAACAAGCUUAUCAAUUUGGAUGAGAACAUUUACAUCCCUGUUACAAAGGCAGAGUUUGCAGUUCUUGUCUCAGCAUUCAACUUUGUUGUGCCAUACCUUUUAGGUUGGCACACUGCUGUGAAUUCCUUCAAGCCUGAAGAUGCCAGCCGUUCGAACAAUGCAAAUCCAAGAUCAGGUGCUGAUUUAGAAUGGAGUAGAUAGUUCUGGCGGGAUAAAAUACGUUGUCUGUACUAUGAUUGAGGAGCAGGAUGUUGUUUGGCCCUUUGAUCAAAAUUUUGUAUGACCCUCUUUAAUUAGCGCCCUCCAGUGAUUCAACCAGGUUUUUUUAUUGGGAGUGCUUUCCCAGAAGUUUCGGCGAUAGUUGUAUUAAGCCUCUUUUGGUAAUGCUGAUUUAGUGUAGUUGUUUUGUGUCUAGGUGUGUUUAUUAUAUAGCCAUAUUGCAGCGGCGAUUCCCAUUCACUGUUUAUUCUGUUGAAUGUGAAAUCAUCUAGUUUUUGCCAA